CUACUAUAGCUAAGCGCAUUACCACACACAUAAAACCUUCCUAAAACACAGAAUCGGCGAUGGAGUGCUAUUCGUCGAAGCUCGCCUGGUCCUUGGUUCUCGCUUUCGCCAUGGCCGCAGCCGCCGGCAUAGCGCCGUGCGCGGCGCAGAACGCUCCGUCGGACUUCGUGAGCCCCCACAACGCGUCGCGCGCGGCCGUGGGCGUCGGGCCGGUGACCUGGGACGCGACGGUGGCGGCGUACGCGCAGAACUACAGCAACGUGCGUAAAGCCGACUGCAAACUCCAGCACUCCGGCGGGCCGUACGGGGAGAACAUCUUCUGGGGCUCCUCCGGCUACGCCUGGAGCGCGUCGAACGCCGUGACCUCGUGGACCUCGGAGCAGCAGUACUACAACUACGCCACCAAUACCUGCUCGGCGGGCCAUAUAUGCGGGCACUACACGCAGGUGGUGUGGCGGUCCUCCACGGCCAUCGGCUGCGCCCGCGUCGUCUGUGACAACAACGCCGAGGUCUUCAUCAUCUGCAACUACAACCCGCCGGGCAACUACGUCGGACAGAAACCAUACUAGCUACCUAGCUAGUUUCCUUCGCAAUGAUUAACAUAAUUUAUGGAGCAAGGAAUACAUGCAUCGAUGCAUACAUGUAGACGUAUGCCCCAAGAAAUAAGUUGUAAUCUCUUUUUGAUUUAAUGAACUAAUAAUCCUUCUAAAACAAGAUGUCGCAACUUUGUCUCAAUUUAAAUGUAUCUACAC
Molecule: messenger RNA, 752 nt
Organism: Lolium perenne
Lineage: Eukaryota; Viridiplantae; Streptophyta; Magnoliopsida; Poales; Poaceae
Product: pathogenesis-related protein PRB1-3-like
Cellular component (GO): extracellular region
Source: RefSeq, a predicted model, not a curated record